Eufriesea mexicana is the source of this 387-nucleotide messenger RNA. Its product is annotated as transmembrane protein 60. NCBI's taxonomy places the organism in Eukaryota, Metazoa, Arthropoda, Insecta, Hymenoptera, Apidae. Bases 1 to 387 code for a protein of 128 amino acids. The transcript has 2 exons. The record is from RefSeq and is a predicted model, not a curated record.
AUGGCAGUUUUGCAUCGUGCAUUAUUUACGUGGUUCAAUCUUUUGAUCUUUCUAAUUCUACUUGUCUUAAGACUCGAUCAGAGGAUACAAUGGAAUUGGUUUAUAGUUUUUAUUCCAAUGUGGUUAUACGAUCAUAUGCUUUUAGUUUAUAUUGUUUUUAAUAUGAUUUCUCAUUGUAAAAAUGAACUUUUUCUUAAUUUACGCCGGAAAACAUGGUACAUGACAGCCGUAUGCAUGAAGCUAAGCACCCAAAUUUUAAUAUGUUUGAAAUUAGAAGCACCUCAUUGGUUUUUACCUGCAAAGGUGGUUUUGGCACCAUUUUGGAUUCUUCUUCCAGCAUUGGCAGUUGAUGUUUUUGUACAUCUAAUACAUGCUUAUCGGUAUUAA